Poeciliopsis prolifica (blackstripe livebearer) is the source of this 1529-nucleotide messenger RNA. RefSeq lists its product as uncharacterized. The coding region runs from base 194 to 829 and encodes 211 amino acids. The record is from RefSeq and is a predicted model, not a curated record. The transcript has 7 exons. Lineage: Eukaryota; Metazoa; Chordata; Actinopteri; Cyprinodontiformes; Poeciliidae.
CCCGGUUCCCAUCUCAUCUCCUCUCCUCUCUCCCCCCGCCGUGGGGCGGAGGGGCGUGGCCUCCGGGUCUCACAGACUGCUGCAGCAGGAGGAUUGCAAAACCUUCGGCUGGAAGCGAAAAUCAACGUAGAAAAACACCAGCAGCUUUUCCAUCUAAACAGGAGACAAGUGGUCGAAUUCCAAUUCCGUGAUCAUGGCAGAUGAGGCAGUCGCUGUGGAGCAAGGGGCCAGCCCAGUUCAGAGCCCGCUGGUUGCAGUCACAUUUCAGAGGAAUGCCAACAGGAAGGAGAAAUAUUUGGAAGCUGAGCCUAAAGUUCUCGGGAUAACUCAAAUCUGCUUCAGUGUGUAUAUGAUCAUCAGUCUCAGUUUGUUUAGGGCUAAAGGUCUGAGUUCUUUUCAACCAGAUAUUCCUUUACUCGUCUUUUCCCUGCUGGUAAUUAUAGCUGGGAGUGUAGCUGUUGCAGCAAAGAACCUACAUCUGCCAACACUCACGGCCUGUUUGGUGAUGCAAAUCUUGGCAUGUUUUGCCUCUUUCUUGAACAUGAGCUUCACCAUAGUAAUGCUGGGAGACCAGUCCACCAACUGCUGGUUUGAUCCUUUUGAGAGAAACUUCAUCAACAGUACAUAUAAUUACCACGCAAUCUGUCAGCAAAUUGAGAGCAUCCAUUCCCAUUUCUUUGCUGAAGGGAUUCUAAUCCAGGCCUGUCUGCUGGCCAUCUCUGCCACUCUGGCUGCCUACUGCUGCAAGGUAGUCAACUGUUGUGGAGCAGCCAGCAAAAUGCCAGUGAUCACGAUCCAAUCGCCAGUCGACCAGCAGAGAGAAGGAUGACCAGACUAUGUGCAGCUGCAGAUUUAAAACUUAACUAACCCUUAUUUUAUGCCAACUAUAGUUCUGAUUUUCCUUAAAGUCAAACCACUAAUGAACUCCUAAAACAUAUUCUAAAUAUCAAACUUAUAGUUUUUACCCCACAUAUAACUUUACCUUUUUUGCUCUUCUCAGAAUUGUAUCCAUUUUCAGACUUUUAAAAAAGCCUACACACAGUGCAUAAUAUUUGAACAAUGAAGAUGUUUUUGAAAAGUGUUAGAAUUGGAUAUAUCUUUUAUUUCGUAUAUACUCAUCAUUAUCUUUAAGAACUAUCAGAUUUUUUGUUUGCUUCUAGAAUGUGUGCCUUUUCAGCUAUGUCUGCAGGAAGCAGAUCCCAGCCAGCCUGGGAUCUGCUUAGGUAAAUGAACUUGACCAAAAGGCCUGAUGGAAAGCAGCUUGUGCUAAGAGCAGGAAAUGUUUCUUUGUAAGAUGAUUGUAAACAGGUCUGAAUUCAGUACUGAGCGCACUGACAGGAUCAGCUGUAGAACAUGGGAAGCCGUUGGUGUCCAAGACUGUUAAACACAAUCAGCUGAAAGAAUAAUGAAGUCUCUCUGCAUACACAGUUCCCAAUGACUCUUGCAACUUUAUUUUCAUUCACCUUGCCUCGGUUACCAUUCUGAUCUGAGAUUUGAAUCAAUAUAAAUAAAUGUCAUGUUUAUUUUGG